This is a messenger RNA of Schizophyllum commune H4-8, 1035 nucleotides long. RefSeq lists its product as uncharacterized. The record is from RefSeq and is a predicted model, not a curated record. NCBI's taxonomy places the organism in Eukaryota, Fungi, Basidiomycota, Agaricomycetes, Agaricales, Schizophyllaceae. Bases 1 to 1035 code for a protein of 344 amino acids. The transcript is spliced from 4 exons.
AUGGACUCCGACGCGGUGAACGUGAACGUGACGGUCGAUGACUUCGACUCGGUGCUCUGGUAUCCGAACCAGGGCGAUUGGCAGACGCCAGACCCCUUCUCGGCGGACUACAACGCGGACAGCAAGGAGUGGCUGCGCGGCACGUACCACUACACCGAGACCGAGGGCGCGAGCGUCAGCUUCAACUUCACUGGCCCCACCGUCUGGGUGUUCGGCGCCGCGGGGCCCGACUACGGGGACUACGAAGUGCGCCUGGACCAGGUCGUGCUCCAGCGCUCGGCGCACCAGGACAGCAACGCGACGCUGCCCUACGUGCUCUACAGCGCGCAGAACCUGACGUACGACCACCAUGAGCUCACGCUGUCGAGCCGCGGGAACGGCGGGCUCCUGCUCGACUUCAUCCAGACCACUGUGCAGCUCGCGCCGAAGGGGGCGACGGUGGAGAACCAGACGCUGGAGGAGACGGACGGGCGGAUCAAGUACGAGGGCGAGUGGGGAAACAACCAGUCGGGCAACUUCAGCGGCGGGGGCUCGACGUACACGAACGGCGACGGCGCAUACUUUGAGCUCAACUUCACCGCCUCCGCCAUCUACGUCCUCGGCGACAAGAAGAACGACCACGGGCUCUACGAGGUCACGCUCAGCUCCAACUCCUCCGGCUCGAGCUCGCAGGUGCUGAGCGGCGUCUCCGGCUGCGGCGGCGCGUUCGGUGAGACGUGCGAGCAGCAGCUACCGUCGCUCAAGUACUUCGCGUCCAACCUCGCGAACGAGACGUACACGCUGCGCCUCGCAAACAUCGCGGGCGAGAACAACUCGUACUUUGACCUCGACAGUAUCAUCCUCUCCGUCCCGUCCGAGUACGACCCUCGGAACUUGUCGUCUCACGACUCCAUCCCGACGAGCUCCGGGGCCAGCCCGAGCCAGACAGUGGGCAGCGGCGACAGCAGCAGCGACAACAACAGCGCGCUCGCCCUUCACAACCCUCUCGCUGUACUCGUUCUCUCGAUGCUGUGGCUCGUGCGGCGUUGGUUGUAG